Messenger RNA from Papaver somniferum (opium poppy), 606 nucleotides. RefSeq lists its product as uncharacterized. The record is from RefSeq and is a predicted model, not a curated record. Bases 1 to 606 code for a protein of 201 amino acids. NCBI's taxonomy places the organism in Eukaryota, Viridiplantae, Streptophyta, Magnoliopsida, Ranunculales, Papaveraceae. The transcript has a single exon.
AUGAAUUUUGAUAAAUCUGGUUUAGCCUUUAGUCCUAAAGUGCCAAACAAUAUUAAAAGUGAAAUUGCUAACACUCUUCAUAUUCAGAGAUUGGCUUUGCAGGAUAAGUACCUUGGUGUACCUUUCCUGCUUCAAAAGAACAAGGUAGAAUCUUUUGCUCCCUUAAUGGAUAGAUUCAAUGACAGGUUAGCUCCUUGGAAAUCUAAGUUCAUUGCUGAACUAGGUAAGACCACCCUUACUCAAGUUGUUUUAGGAACCAUUGCCAGUCACCACAUGUCAGUCUUCCCUAUGCCUAAAACUGUGACAGAUAAGAUGGAUGCUGUCCAGAGAAAUUUCUUUUGGAACAAAAAAAGUGGUGAAAGAGGAGUUAGUAUGAAAAAAUGGAAUCAUGUUGCAUACCCUAAAUACCUAGAUGGGUUAAAUAUUAGGCAAUCUGCAAUCUUAAAUCAAGCUCUCUUAGCUAAAUUAGCUAGGAGGUUGAUAGAAAAUCCUGAUGCUCCUUGGGCUAUCCUCCUAAGACACAAAUACUUUAAUGGUUUUAAUCCUCUAAAUUGUCCUCUCUCUAGACAGGGAUCUUGGGUGUGCAAAGUAUUUGUGAUGGUUUAG